Messenger RNA from Monopterus albus (swamp eel), 1428 nucleotides. Its product is annotated as copine-2-like. Bases 271 to 1314 code for a protein of 347 amino acids. Lineage: Eukaryota; Metazoa; Chordata; Actinopteri; Synbranchiformes; Synbranchidae. The transcript has 11 exons. Gene Ontology annotation, molecular function: calcium-dependent phospholipid binding. The record is from RefSeq and is a predicted model, not a curated record. Gene Ontology annotation, biological process: cellular response to calcium ion. Gene Ontology annotation, cellular component: plasma membrane.
AGUCCAUCAGUGGCGUUGCGCUCAACGUGGGCCAGGUGACGGAGAUGAUUUACGUUCACACACUGUUGCGCCUUCCAGGAUACUCGGAAUAACAAUGGCAUCUGCAACUUCAGCUUUCACUGCUUUGUAGAAAAAGUGCUUUGGGUUUUUUCUUUUUUACUUUUAUUUUACUCUUCACUGUGCGCAGUAAUUAAAUUGUCAAUUGGCAAGCGGCGAAGAAGUUGGACGUCAUUUAACAUUACUGAGGGUGAUCACUUGUGACCUCAGACCAUGGCCUAUACUCUGGGCUCGGCCACGGAGAUCAGGACACACAGUGUAGGACCUCAACACUGCAUCACUCGGGUGGAGCUUUCUGUUACUGCAGCCAACCUGCUGGACCGAGAUGUAGCGUCCAAAUCAGACCCCUUCUGCGUUCUGUUCCAUGAGGUGGAUGGAAACUGGGUCGAGCUCAGCCGCACUGAAACAGCUGUGAACAACCUGAACCCGGUGUUUGGAGUGAAGUUUCAGGUUGACUACCACUUUGAGGAGAUCCAGAAGCUUCGCUUUGCCAUGUUUGAUGAAGACAAGUGUGCCACACAGCUCUAUGAACAUGACUUCCUGGGAGAGUUCAUUUGCACCCUGGGAGUGAUUUUAUCCAACAAAAAACUUCACAGACCACUGAUCCUAGCCAAUGGAAAGCCAGCUGGCAAAGGAUCCAUUACGAUAACGGCUCAGGAGCUGUCUGACAACAGAAUCAUCACUUUGACCUUGAGUGGGCGGAAACUGGAUAAGAAGGACUUCUUUGGGAAGUCAGACCCCUACUUGGAGUUUCACAAACAGGGAGAGGAUGGCAAAUGGAUGCUGGUGCACAGGACAGAGGUCAUAAAGAAUACCUUAGAUCCAGCAUGGAAACCUUUCACUGUGCCUCUCAUUUCUCUCUGCAAUGGAGAUGUGGACAGAAGCAUCAAGGUUCUUUGUUUUGACUACGACAAUGAUGGAGGCCAUGACUUCAUAGGAGAGUUUCAAACCACUGUUGCCAGGAUGAGUGAAUCCCAGAACUCAGUGGAGGUGGAGUUUGACUGCAUCAACCCCAAGAAACAGAAGAAAAAGAAAAAUUAUAAAAACUCUGGAGUUAUCAUUGUCAAGUCAUGUAAGAUUGCAAGGGACUACACUUUUCUGGAUUACAUACUAGGAGGAUGCCAGCUCAUGUUUACAGGGGAAAGUGAAAAGGAAAACACCAGGAGCCUGAUCUCUCAUAACAGAUACCUGCAAACAGUUUGCAACACACAAAACACAGGAGAUUUGUGUGAUUAUAACACUUGUCUGUGGAGGUGACACUCCAUUAAAUGCACCAGAGGAAAAAUAAAAUAGACUUUGGUGUGGACUGACACAUUUGAGAGAAUGGAAGUCUAUCUGUUGCAUGAGAUGGGCGAGUGACAGAUGUCAAAA